CGACGCGACGCAAAUUAUAGUUGGAGCAACAAGCCGACCACGCUCCAUAACAACAACAAGCGACGCGACAGUAGGUUCAAGACAGAGCUCCAAUGCAGACGUUCCGCAGCAGCAGCAACGGCAACGGUAACUGCAACUGCAUUUGACGGCAGGGUAGGAUCUCUGGAACAUAAUCGAAGGAAAGGAAAACAAAAUUCAACCAUCCAGCAUCAUGCAUCCAGUUAAUCAAAAGGAGAGUCCCAGCCGGGAUUCCACUGCCUCCACAUCGGGACACAUAUCUAUGCUAGCAGACAGCACACUGGAAUCCCUCUCCCGUGACUACAGCCUGGGCAGCCUGAACUCCGCCGGCAGCCAGGACGAGUUCUUCCGUUGCCGGGAACACGCCGACAACAUCCUUAAGCGUAUGCAGCUGUACGUGGACAGCCAGCAGCUGUGCGAUGUCACCCUAAUCGCUGGGAUCGAUGGGAAGCGAGUGCCCGCCCAUCGCCUGGUGCUAUCGGCUUCCAGUGCCUACUUCUCGGCGAUGUUCACGGGCUCACUGCGCGAGACCAAGGAGCCGGAGGUGACGCUCGGCGAAGUGCCAGGCGACGCCCUGCAUCUUCUGGUGCAAUACUGCUACACGGGAUUCAUCGAGCUGCGCGAGGACACCGUGGAGACGCUGCUGGCGACUGCCUGCCUGCUACAGCUCACCUCGGUGGUGACUGCCUGCUGCAACUUCCUGGCCAGGCAGCUGCACCCCUCCAACUGUUUGGGAUUCGCUUUCUUCGCCGAGCAGCAGAGCUGCACGACGUUGCUGCGCCUGGCCCAGUCUUACACGUGCCAGUACUUCAUGCAGGUGUGCCAGAACCAAGAGUUCUUUCAAUUGAACGCCGACCAGCUGGGCAAGCUGCUCUGCAGCGAUGAUCUCAAUGUGCCCUCCGAACAGGACGUCUUUCACAGCCUCAUGUCAUGGGUGCGGCACGACUCCCCCAGCCGGGACCAGCACAUACCCGAGCUGCUGGCCCUCGUCCGACUGCCGCUGUUGCAGCCGGCCUUCAUCAUGGACCACGUGGAGAACGUUUGCAAUGCCAACGAGUGCCAGCAGCUGGUAAUGGAAGCCUUCAAGUGGCACCUAAUGCCCGAGCGUCGCUCCCGCAUUGCCACCGAGCGCACUACGCCCCGAAAGUCAACAGUUGGCCGACUCCUAGCUGUCGGCGGCAUGGAUGCCCACAAGGGAGCGAUCAGCAUCGAGAGCUACUGCCCCCGCCUGGACAAGUGGACUCCAUUUAAGCACAUGACUGGACGUCGUCUACAGUUCGGGGCCGCUGUAAUGGAGGACAAGCUUAUCUUGGUGGGCGGACGUGACGGCCUGAAGACCCUCAACACUGUGGAGAGCCUCGACCUGAAUACCAUGUCCUGGGUCCCGUUAAAUCCCAUGGCCACGCCACGCCACGGUCUGGGUGUGGCUGUGCUCGAGGGUCCGCUCUAUGCUGUCGGCGGUCAUGAUGGCUGGAGCUACCUAAACACAGUCGAGCGGUGGGAUCCAAUAGCUCGUACCUGGAGCUAUGUCUCGCCCAUGUCUUCGAUGCGUUCCACCGCCGGCGUGGCAGUGCUAAGUGGCCGCCUUUAUGCGGUGGGCGGGCGUGAUGGUUCCGUCUGCCAUCGCUCCAUAGAGUGCUACGAUCCGCACACCAACAAAUGGAGCCUGCUGGCGCCUAUGAAUCGGCGUCGCGGUGGUGUGGGCGUGACGGUGGCAAAUGGUUUCCUUUAUGCAUUGGGCGGGCACGAUUGCCCCGCCAGCAACCCCAUGGUCUGUCGCACUGAAACUGUGGAACGCUAUGAUCCAGCUACCGAUACCUGGACUCUGAUUUGCUCGCUGGCCCUGGGAAGGGACGCAAUUGGUUGUGCUCUGCUUGGUGACCGACUGAUUGUCGUUGGCGGCUACGAUGGCAAUACUGCGCUGAAGAGCGUUGAGGAAUACGACCCGGUUCGCAAUGGCUGGAACGAGCUGACCCCCAUGUCGUUUGCCCGGGCUGGCGCCUGUGUCGUGGCCAUUCCCAAUGUCAUACCGCCGGCGGCCCAGCAGCCGCCCCCCAGUGCCACAAAAAAGAAGAAGUGGAAGCCAGUGAGAUUGGAUCCAAUCUGCUAUAGGCGUCCUAGAUCCGUCGAGUUUGUCGACUACUAUAACAUGUAAAGCAAAGAAAGCCGAAAAACUAUAAACAUUUAAGCAAAGCAAUGCUACGAAAACAGAAACAAGCAAGGAAGAGAAAUUCAAAUAUUACGUAUUAUUUUAUAUUUACACAUAUAUAUAUUUUUACACAAAACAUACACUAUGCAUAAAUGUAUAAACUGAAUAUGUAUUUUUUGUAAUAAAUCGUAUAGUACAUACAUAUGUACAUACAUAUACC
This is a messenger RNA of Drosophila obscura, 2387 nucleotides long. RefSeq names its product kelch-like protein 5. The record is from RefSeq and is a predicted model, not a curated record. Lineage: Eukaryota; Metazoa; Arthropoda; Insecta; Diptera; Drosophilidae. The transcript has 6 exons. Gene Ontology annotation, molecular function: protein binding. Bases 212 to 2173 code for a protein of 653 amino acids.